AGUUUCACAACGCUGCGUCACUUCCCCCGGUAACAUGAAACUCCACAGAGCCGACAGUUCGUAGUAGUACAGGGGCACUUUAAAAGAACAUUUGAAAAGUUUUUGAGAGGCAAACUGCUUUGCUUUGGUACCAGUAAAUAUGAUAUGGAUAGUAUUGUGAACUCGCAAGCAACGGAAUACAGCAACUAACAGCAAUGUAAGAGGAAAAAAAGGAAAAUAACUUGAUCGGGUCUGCCUGGACUUGGGAAGCAAUGCACAUAAAAAUGGGAUUAUGCCUAGGUUCUGAAAUGACAGAAGGGAAGAAAGCGAAGAUUCACAGUGAGAAAAUAGACCGAGAGCUGUAUGAAUACGCGAAACAGGAGCUCAAUGUGGUUAAAAUCCUAAUGCUGGGUGCUGCUGAGAGUGGGAAGAGCACAUUGGUUAAGCAGAUGAAAAUCAUUCACAGCCACGGAUUCACCCAUCAAGAACUCAACAGCUUCAAGCCAGCAGUCCUGGAUAAUCUGCUGACCUCCAUGAAGUUUGUUCUGCAUGGAAUGGGCGUUCUCAGAAUCAACCUGGCCAACAAUAAGAACAAGGUUCACGCUCACUCGCUCCUGUCUUGCGGCCGCUGUUUCGAUGAGGAGCGGAUGCUCUUCCCCUUCGUGGCGCAUGCCCUGCGUUGUCUGUGGGCCGACCCGGGGGUGCGGGCGGCCGCGGCGAGGGGCUACGAGUAUGAGCUCAACGACUCGGCGCUUUAUUUCUUUGACAAUAUGAAUCGGAUCAUAACCCCAGAGUACAUUCCCACUGAAACAGACGUACUGCGCGUCCGACUGCGGACCACAGGCAUCAUCGAAACCCAGUUCAAAGUGAACCACCUCGUCUUCAGGAUGUAUGAUGUUGGAGGUCAGAGGACAGAACGGAGGAAGUGGAUUGGCUGCUUCGAGGAAGUGAGGGCGGUACUCUUUGUGGUCGCGCUGAGCGGAUAUGACAUGACCCUCAUAGAAGACCCUUCAAUGAAUCGUCUUCAAGAAAGCUUGAAGCUGUUUGCCGCUAUCUGCAACAAUGUUUUUUUCAGAAGUACCUCGAUGAUUUUGUUUCUGAACAAAAUCGAUCUUUUUCAAGAGAAGAUCUUGCACUCAGCGAGACACUUGAGGCUGUACCUGCCACAGUACAGAGGUGCAGACUGCGAUGUGGAUGCUGCUGCUCGAUACAUCAGCAGCAAGUUCCUGUCACUCAAUAAAACCCCCAGCAAACUCGUCUACCAUCACUUCACCACGGCAACCGACACCUCCAACGUGCAAAUUGUCUUCCAGGUCGUUAUGGAUACCAUCAUAAAGGAGAACCUGGAAGCUGUGUCUCUGCUCUGAGGAGCUCCUGUACUGGACUAAAAACAGACUUAGAGCGUUGGACUGAGGGUUCAUAUUGAGGAUCCUGUGAAGCAAACGCUUACACUAUUGUUUGGUACCAGCUAACUAUUUAGGCAUAUCGUGUACACAUAACCCAUUGCUUACUUAAAAUAAAUAAUCCAUUAUAUUCCAUUAUAAAUAUAUAUAUAUAUCAUUUAAAAUGGUAACAGUAAUUACCUGUUAAAUAAUGAUUUGCUUUUUUUUCUGUGAGAGAAUGGCUGAGACCAUCAGAACUGGACUGGUCCUGUAGCCCGAUUGGAACCCAGUCACUGAGGUGGAGGCCCACGCCACUGUCUUACUCAAGGGCAGUGCCACCCGGAUAAUGGAUCUAGCCUUAAAUACUAAGCCAAAAAUGAGUCUGCUGGACUUUAAUGUAGAGUUUCAGUCAGAAUGUGUGAUUUUUCUAUUUCUUGUUCCUUAGUGGUAAGGCAGUGUCAGUACUGCAGCCAUGAUAGCUUUCUGUGUGAUGAACCUUGCUCUAGCACUGGGUAGGGCAGUCUGUUUUGUGCCCACAGGCGAGGUGUCAUCUAAGCAUUUCCAGUUUCCACCACAGUGCUCCAUAUUGAGCUGCAUUGAACCAGACUUGCCUCUCUAUAUUAGGACUAUGUAUCGUUUAAUAUGGCCUCCAAGAUGAAAAUAGCAUCAAUACACAAACUCUGAUCCUGUCAAUAUCCCGUAGACAUUCACAUUGUAUUUAUUUAUAUUUUUGUAUAUAGUUGCUAUGUCACACUCGACCAAAAAAUAAAUUGAAAACAGUUCAGGGCUGUGCAAAUAUGAAACCCUGUGUUUCUAACUAGUCAUCAAAAUACAUUGGUAAGGUUAUGUUACACCCCCUUAAAUAUGUUAUUGAAUACCACUAAGAUUUUUUUUUUUUUUUUGGAAUCGCAAAAAUGUUGGAAGAAUGUGUAUUGAUUGAAAUAAAAUGAAAGCCUUUAAUUUUAUUUUAUUUCUGUUGUCUUUCCCAUCUACGCACGCAUUCAAAAAUACAAACGUGAGUCACAAAACUUAAACACCUUUUAUUAGUAGUUUAGCUUCUGAAGAUGGUUUGGAGAUUAUUCUUGUGUUCUAACACUAAGCAUUGAGAACUUUUACAAGUGUAGCGUAAGUUUGUGUGGGGGGACCGAGUAAAAGAUGUCUACUUGUGCUGAUGUAUUUAAUACAAUAAAUCUCCACAAAUGCUCAGCGCUAAGCUGUUUUGAAAUAUCCCCUGGUUGAAAUGCAGAACUAAAUCAUAUACCAAACAUAAAUAAUCUGUGCAAGAAUAUGUUACAUUUUUAACAACUGUCCUAUAUCUUAAAUUGGGCACCUUAAAGGGGUUAGUUUGAAAUACAUCUGGAGACUUACCAGCUAUUGUGCUGUUCAGAAAUACACUUACAAGAAUGCAGAUGGGUGACCUGUUGGAAGAGGAGUUUUCAAAAUAUUUGCCAAUAAGAGAACACUAAGGGGUCUGUACAUGUUUUACUCUGGUCUGAAAUGUACUCUGGAUUCAAACUCCUGGCUUGUUCGUUUCUAUUUUUUUUUUUUUUUUUUAACAUUUAACAUGAGACAAAUGUUUCUUCUUCCGUGCACUUGUCUAUUUGACCGUCUUCUAGUUUUCCCUUUGAAUUCUGAUUGAGUGAAGCUAUAGAUAACAUAGAUUGUCACCUUUCAAAAAACAGGAGUGAACUACAUACAGACUGCAAGAAUUAGCUGUGAGAGCAGGCUCCUAAUCCGUUUUUUAAACCGUGUGUACAUAAUGUGUGUAAUAUAAUGUAUAAUCCCUUUGUGUAGAACACCCAACCUGCUGUAGUUUGUUU
This is a messenger RNA of Acipenser ruthenus (sterlet), 3181 nucleotides long. RefSeq names its product guanine nucleotide-binding protein G(o) subunit alpha-like. The coding region runs from base 252 to 1346 and encodes 364 amino acids. Gene Ontology annotation, biological process: adenylate cyclase-modulating G protein-coupled receptor signaling pathway. The record is from RefSeq and is a predicted model, not a curated record. Gene Ontology annotation, cellular component: heterotrimeric G-protein complex. Lineage: Eukaryota; Metazoa; Chordata; Actinopteri; Acipenseriformes; Acipenseridae. Gene Ontology annotation, molecular function: GTPase activity; G protein-coupled receptor binding; G-protein beta/gamma-subunit complex binding. The transcript has 10 exons.